Molecule: messenger RNA, 1926 nt
Organism: Ixodes scapularis (black-legged tick)
Lineage: Eukaryota; Metazoa; Arthropoda; Arachnida; Ixodida; Ixodidae
Product: high-affinity choline transporter 1
Exons: 9
Coding region: 205-1869 (554 amino acids)
Biological process (GO): transmembrane transport; acetylcholine biosynthetic process; choline transport
Cellular component (GO): plasma membrane
Molecular function (GO): choline:sodium symporter activity
Source: RefSeq, a predicted model, not a curated record
GGGUAGUUGACGACUUUCUGCGGCGUGUGUUACAUAGUCCGGCAUAGUUGCUACGGAGGCGACCAUCAGUGUCCUGUCGUACUUAGUCCAACAUACUUUGUACGCAUGUAACCGUCAAUGGCGUGUCAUACAAUUUGGCUUCAUGCUCUCUCAGUCUGCAAAUUGUGUUUGAAUGCGACAGCUCUAUAGGGUCUCCAAAGCGUAAUGGGCCUCAGCGUGCCAGGUCUUGUUGCCAGCGUCCUCUUCUAUGCACUCAUCGUGGCCGUGGGCUUCUGGGGUGCCCGGAAGAGGCUAAGAGGGGGAGCCCGGACGAACCCAAGCGAGGACCUGAUGCUCGGUGGCCGUAGCGUGAGCCUUGCUGUCGGAGUGUUCACCAUCAUCGCCACCUGGGUCGACGGAGGUCUCCUCAGCGGCAUCGUGGAAGAGACCGCCGUGCGGGGUGUUCUCUGGUGCCAGACUCCUGUGGGCUACUCUGUCAGCCUCUUUGUUGUUGGAGCGCUCUUCUCGGGUCGUAUGUGGCGUGCCGGCCACGUGACCCUCUUGGACCCCCUGGAGCAGGCCAUCGGGAGCCGCAUGACGGCGGUGCUAUUCAUUCCGGCCCUGGCCGGAGAACUCUUCUGGUGCGGCGCCAUCUUGAACGCGUUAGGCGCCACGGUGAGCGUAAUCACGGGCCUUGGCUACGUGACCUGCGUGAGCGUAGCGGCAUCGGUGGUGGCGCUGUACACCUGCGUAGGAGGCCUCUACUCCAUCACGUACACCGACGUCCUCCAACUACUCAUCAUGUCCUUCGGACUGUGGGUCACCCUUCCAUUUGCCCUGAGCAACGAUCACGUGAAGCCCCUGGGCAGCCUGUCGCCUGACCAGUGGCUCGGAACCAUGGCUCCAUGGCAAGUCCCCAGCUACGUGGACAGCUUCCUCAUGAUUGUCUUCGGGGGCGUGCCUUGGCAGAACGUGUUGCAGAGGGUGCUGUCCGCGAAGACCGAGUUCCGGGCCAAAGCGAUCUGUUACGUCGGCGGCGUGGGCUCCCUCAUCCUGUGCGUGCCUGUGCUGCUUCUGGGACUCGUCGCCAGGACUGCCCGGUGGCAAGAUACGUCAUACAGCAGCGCUGGAGGCGGCAGUGUGUCCCCGCUGGACGAUGAGUCCCAGUCGUCCCUGCUACUGGCCCUUACGAUGCAGCACCUCACUCCGGCCUCGGUGUCCUUCCUGGGGCAGGGGGCCGUUGCCGCGGCCUCCAUGUCCUCGGCGGACGCCUGCAUGCUCAGCACCGGAGCACUCUUCACAAAGAACGUCUACGUACCGCUGAUACGACCCAAGGCGUCAGAAAGAGAAAAGGUGUGGGUGCUGCGUUCCUCCAUAGCAUUGACGGCCGCCAUGUCGUCCGUCGUGGCCAUCACUGUGGACUCGGCGUACGGUCUAUGCCUCCUUGUGGGAGACAUGGUGUACGUGAUGCUGUUCCCGCAAUUGCUGGCGGCUGUGUACUUUCCUUCUCUCUGCAAUGCUUACGGGUCCCUCGCAGCCUUCGUGGUCGGGCUCACCCUCAGGUCCAUCGGGGGCGAGCCCAUACUGGGGAUCCCGGCACUGUUCCGCUACCCGCUCUUCGACGAAGAGACCCAGCUGCAGCUCUUCCCGAUCAAAACGGUGGCCAUGCUCGCCAGUCUGGCCACACUGGUCAUCGUGUCCGCUGUCUCCAGGGUGGUGCUCUUGUCGCCAAGUUACGACCUGUUGCGCCGCCAGUUCACCGGAGAAGCCCAGGUCAAGGCGGUACCCGUGGAAGAGACUGCGGACACUGAGGGGGAUGACCAAGAACGUCCCGCUAAUUGCACGAGCCGUACACUAAACCCCCCAACGGAAGCCUUUAGUAGUGUGUAGGGGACCCAUUCGCGUAUUGGGAAAGCAACGUGAAGUCCAUGAAAAUAUUCCAUGUCA